This is a messenger RNA of Ochotona princeps (American pika), 1639 nucleotides long. RefSeq names its product coactosin like F-actin binding protein 1 (gene COTL1). Bases 73 to 501 code for a protein of 142 amino acids. Gene Ontology annotation, cellular component: plasma membrane; actin filament; cortical actin cytoskeleton. The record is from RefSeq and is a predicted model, not a curated record. The transcript has 5 exons. Lineage: Eukaryota; Metazoa; Chordata; Mammalia; Lagomorpha; Ochotonidae. Gene Ontology annotation, molecular function: actin filament binding. Gene Ontology annotation, biological process: regulation of actin filament polymerization.
UCGGCGCUCUCCUCGCCCUCGGAUAGCUGCAGCCGCCUGGGGCGCGCUCGGUGGCUCCCGCAGGACGCAGCCAUGGCCACCAAGAUCGACAAAGAGGCUUGCCGAGCGGCGUACAACCUGGUGCGCGACGACGGCUCGGCCGUCAUCUGGGUGACGUUUAAGUACGACGGCUGCACCAUCGUCCCUGGCGAGCAGGGAGCGGAGUAUGAGCGCUUCGUCCAGCAGUGCACAGAUGACGUGCGGUUGUUUGCCUUCGUGCGCUUCACCACGGGAGACGCCAUGAGCAGGAGGUCCAAGUUUGCCCUCAUCACGUGGAUUGGCGAGAAUGUCAGCGGGCUGCAGCGGGCCAAGACCGGCACGGACAAGACGCUGGUGAAGGAGGUGGUCCAGAAUUUCGCAAAAGAGUUUGUGAUCAGUGACCGGAAGGAGCUGGAGGAGGAUUUUAUCAAGAGCGAGCUCAAGAAGGCAGGGGGAGCCAACUAUGACGCCCAGACGGAGUAGCCCUGCCCUCCCAUGCCCCUCGCCUGCGCCACCUGCUGCUCCCAGGGCCUGGGGACCGCCGGUCUCGGCUCCCAGCCCGCCUGCCCACCAGGGAGAAGAGAUGCGAGGAGAGGCAGCGCCCGGCCCCGGCAUCUGCCCCCACUGCCCUGCCUACCCUGCCCACCUCCCAAGCCCUGCUGUGCCCGCCAUGCCCCAUCUCAUGAGCUCAUGUCCCAGCUUCCUUCAACCUCCUUUUCUUCCCCUCUUUCUUCUGUUGGUCCUGAAGAAAAAUCAUUUUAAUGCCAAGGUUGUGCCCCUCAUCAACUGUGAGGGUGCUCCGUGUGAGGCCCAAGCAGCCCCAACACCACCACCAGCACACUGCUCCUGAACCCGGGCCAGUGUCGCCAAGCCUAGUUGUCCUUGGCUGUGGGGGCCGCUGUGCCAGGGCCUGUGCCCACCUCCUGCAGCCUUCGCCAGCACACACGUGUCCCACGAACCAUACCCAGACCCCUUGGGAUUCUCUCCUGGGUCCUCGGCUCUCCUCCAUUCCAGUUGCCUGUGCGCUGCGCUGGGCGGUGAGAAGUUUGGUCCACCCAGCCCAAAGCAAGUGAGAAAAUUUGCCUUAAACCCUGCCUGACAGUGACUUGGUCAUGUGGUCUGAAGCCACCCAUUCCCAUUCUUUCCCUGAAAUCUCAUCAUGGCACAAGCAGGGACAGAGGCGGAGUCCAGGUCUGAUCUGGGGAGCGUUUCAGGGUUCACUUUGGGGGGCUCCCAGGACCCCAGGGACAAAGGCUCCAGGUGAGGGUUGAGAACCCAGCAGAACCAGGGGCUUACUCCAUACUGUCCAAAGGUUGGGCUGCACACUACGGGGCUGGCCCCCUCACUGUGUUUGGGGAACGGUAGCUCCAGCCCCCACAGCAGCUAGGAAAUCUGGGGUUUCAGCCUGGGGUCUGCAAACCAAAGUCCCAAGGCUGCUCUACCGUUACAGAAUGGCACAGUAGGCAUGGUGCCCGCGGAGCCCGUUUCCCAGAGCUCCCUCCCUCCUUCGUCUCCCCUACUCCGCUCCUGCUGGGGAAGAGGUUUGGCCUGCGUUGGGGCUGUGAAGAACAUCUCUGCGCUCAGUUUACAGAAAUAAACAGUUUGCGUUUUUUCAAAAAAA